AUGUCGUCUCAAAAACGGUUAUUUGUCAAAGUUGUUAUACUUGGGGACAGCGGUGUUGGUAAGACAUGUCUCAUGAAUCAGUUUGUAAACCAAAAAUUUAGCCGUGAAUACAAGGCUACAAUUGGCGCUGAUUUUUUGACAAAAGACGUGAUUAUAGAUGGAAAAACCGUCACCCUUCAAUUAUGGGAUACCGCAGGUCAGGAGCGGUUUCAGAGCUUAGGAAUGGCUUUUUAUCGUGGAGCAGAUUGUUGUGUGAUAGUGUAUAAUGUGAACAAUGCAAAAAGUUUUGAAUCAGUGGAGAAUUGGAAACAAGAGUUCCUUUUACAGACAUCUCAAGACGAAUCCACCUUUCCAAUAAUAAUUGUGGGUAACCAAAUAGACAAGGAUCCUUCUAAACGAGCUGUGCCCUUAAAUCGAGCUUUAGCUUAUUGCAAGGCUAGACGAGAAAGUCCGCUACCUCAUUUUGAAACUAGUGCAAAGGAAAAUAGCAACGUUGCUGCACUUUUUGAACAAGUCAGCCGACAUGCUCUAGAAAACGAGACUAUUCAAGAUGACUUUGUUAAUGAUUUUUCAGAACCUCUUAUUCUUUCUAAACCUCCUAAUAAUUCUAAUUGUAACUGUUAA
This is a messenger RNA of Schizosaccharomyces osmophilus, 624 nucleotides long. It is a transcript of the gene ypt71, whose product is annotated as GTPase Ypt71. The record is from RefSeq and is a predicted model, not a curated record. The coding region runs from base 1 to 624 and encodes 207 amino acids. Gene Ontology annotation, cellular component: phagocytic vesicle; fungal-type vacuole membrane; vacuole. Gene Ontology annotation, biological process: regulation of vacuole fusion, non-autophagic. The transcript is spliced from 3 exons. Lineage: Eukaryota; Fungi; Ascomycota; Schizosaccharomycetes; Schizosaccharomycetales; Schizosaccharomycetaceae. Gene Ontology annotation, molecular function: GTPase activity; GTP binding.